Molecule: messenger RNA, 1822 nt
Organism: Psammomys obesus (fat sand rat)
Lineage: Eukaryota; Metazoa; Chordata; Mammalia; Rodentia; Muridae
Gene: Sh3gl1
Product: SH3 domain containing GRB2 like 1, endophilin A2
Biological process (GO): synaptic vesicle uncoating
Cellular component (GO): glutamatergic synapse; cytoplasm; presynapse
Molecular function (GO): protein binding
Source: RefSeq, a predicted model, not a curated record
CUGGUCAGUGAGAAGGUUGGCGGGGCCGAGGGGACCAAGCUGGAUGAUGACUUCAAAGAGAUGGAAAAGAAGGUGGAUGUCACCAGCAAGGCUGUGGCGGAAGUGCUGGUCAGAACCAUCGAAUACCUGCAGCCCAACCCAGCCUCACGGGCCAAGCUCACUAUGCUGAACACCGUAUCCAAGAUCCGGGGUCAAGUGAAGAACCCCGGCUACCCACAGUCAGAGGGUCUGCUGGGCGAGUGCAUGGUCCGCCAUGGCAAGGAACUGGGCGGAGAGUCCAACUUCGGUGACGCCCUGCUGGACGCAGGCGAGUCCAUGAAGCGCCUGGCUGAGGUGAAGGACUCACUGGACAUUGAAGUGAAGCAGAACUUCAUCGACCCGCUGCAGAACCUGUGCGACAAGGACCUGAAGGAGAUUCAGCAUCACCUCAAGAAGCUGGAGGGCCGCCGCCUGGACUUCGACUACAAGAAGAAACGACAGGGCAAGAUUCCUGAUGAGGAGCUGCGCCAGGCCCUGGAGAAGUUUGAGGAGUCCAAAGAGGUGGCAGAGACCAGUAUGCACAACCUCCUGGAGACUGAUAUCGAGCAGGUGAGCCAGCUCUCGGCCCUGGUGGAUGCCCAGCUGGACUACCACAGGCAGGCAGUGCAGAUCCUGGAGGAGCUGGCGGACAAGCUGAAGCGCCGGGUGCGGGAAGCCUCCUCACGCCCCAAGCGGGAGUUCAAGCCCCGACCUCGGGAGCCCUUCGACCUCGGAGAGCCAGAGCAGCCCAAUGGGGGAUUCUCCUGCACCCCAGCACCCAAGAUCACAGCUUCCUCCUCAUUCAGAUCGACAGACAAGCCCGCAAGGACUCCCAGCAGGAGCAUGCCACCCCUGGACCAGCCAAGCUGCAAGGCGCUGUAUGACUUCGAGCCGGAGAAUGAUGGCGAGCUGGGCUUCCGUGAGGGUGACCUCAUCACACUCACCAACCAGAUCGACGAGAACUGGUACGAGGGGAUGCUGCAUGGCCAGUCGGGCUUCUUCCCGCUCAGCUACGUGCAGGUGCUCGUGCCCCUGCCUCAGUGACCGCGCCUGCACGCUGGCUGCUGGUCCCAGUGCGGCAGCGACCUAACGCCACGGUGCUCUAGAAACACUAACGUUCCUCCGGGGGACCCUCUCCCUAUCCCCCAGCCCUGGGCCUUCAUCCUAAGACUCAGGAAGGCCCACCCUGACGUUUUAUCGCCUUUCUGGUGGUGGCAGCUCCCACCUGUUCAACCCCUCCCAGCCCGUUGCUGGCGAUGGGCCCAGGCCCCCCUCCCGGCUCCCCAGAGGCAGGCAGGUCCUUGGGGUCCCCAGCCUGCAAGUCGAGGCUGGCCAGCUCCCCAGCUCAGCACACGGAGACGCCUGGCCCAGCUGCACAUGCAGAAGUGCUCGAGGCACACAGCACAGGUGCACACCUCCCAUGGGACCACACCCAGCUCAGCGCUGCCGGAGGCCCAAGCACAAAGGCCAUGAAGAGAGGACAUUCCCGGGUUCCUGAGCCAGCUCCGUUGCUACCCUACACCUGUAGGCCACCACAGGCAGCUGGCAGGUCCCUUUUCAACCAGCAGGCCUGCCGUAGCCCAGGCUCUGCAUCAAACCCUGCCAGGCUCCAGGAAGGGAGGCCUUCAGCCUGGGCUCAGUUACAUUCCUCUCGACAGCAGCCCCACAACCAGUGGCUCAUCCCUGCCAUGUGGGGCCACACCCCACAGCCCCAGAUGGGCAACACUGUCCUGCUCCAGCCCUGGCUGAAGUGAACUUUACUCCUGAUUUUUAAAAAAAAAAAUAUUAAAUGUCUCUUUCUACA